CCCCUCCGGAGCCGCCAUGUCCUCGCCCACCCCGGCCAAGUGUCCCUUCAAGAAGCGAGGCAGCCUCCAGGCGGCCCCCCCCGCAGAGCUGCGGGGGGGGCUGGGGUCCCGGCCCCUGCAGUCUGCUCGGUCCCUGCCCGGGACCCCCCACAGCCUGAAGCACUUCCCGGUGGACCUGCGGACCUCCAUGGACGGCAAGUACAAAGAGAUCGCUGAGGAGCUGUUCUGCCGCUCGCUGGCCGAGAGCGAGAUGCGCUCCGCUCCCUACGAGUUCCCCGAGGAGAGUCCGAUCGAGCAGCUGGAGGAGCGCCGGCAGCGCCUGGAGCGGCAGAUCAGCCAGGACGUGAAACUCGAGCCAGACAUUUUGCUCAGAGCCAAACAGGACUUCCUGAAAAUUGACAGUGCCACGGACUUACAGCUCUUCAAGGAGCAGCACGAGGACCUGCGGGACUAUGUCCCCAAGGAGCGAGAGGCACUGCUGGAGAGGGAGUUCCAGCGAGUCACCAUCUCUGGGGAGGAGAAGUGUGGGGUGCCCUUCACCGACCUGCUGGACGCAGCCAAGAGCGUGGUGAAGGCUCUGUUUGUGAGGGAGAAGUACAUGGGGCUGUCCCUGCAGAGCUUCUGCAAGACCACCGCCCGCUACCUGCAGGAGCUCUCCGAGAAGCCCCUGGAGACCCGCGCCUACGAGGAGGUGCCUGAGACCCCCGUGGCUGCCGAUGCCCCUGUGCACCCCCCCUUCAUGGAGCAGCACCCCUAUGAGGGCUGGGACCCCCAGAGCAUGCCAGCUGACCUGGGCUUUGGCUUGAAGAUGGUGGAUGGUGUGGUGCACGUCUACACCAAGCAGGACCUGACCGACAAGAGCACAGAGCUGGACCUGCCCUACCCAGACCUGCAGGAGUUCAUUGCUGACAUGAAUUUCCUCAUGGCUUUGAUCAUCAAUGGUCCCAUCAAAUCCUUCUGCUACCGCCGGCUGCAGUACCUGAGCUCCAAGUUCCAGAUGCAUGUCCUGCUCAACGAGAUGAAGGAGCUGGCAGCCCAGAAGAAGGUUCCCCACAGGGACUUCUACAACAUCCGCAAGGUGGACACCCACAUCCACGCCUCGUCCUGCAUGAACCAGAAGCACCUCCUGCGCUUCAUCAAGAGGGCCAUGAAGAAGCACCUGGAUGAGAUUGUCCACGUGGAGAAGGGCAAGGAGCAGACCCUCAAGGAGGUCUUCGAGACGAUGAACCUCACGGCCUACGACCUCAGCGUGGACACCUUGGACGUCCAUGCGGACCGCAACACCUUCCACCGCUUCGACAAGUUCAACGCCAAGUACAACCCCAUCGGGGAGUCCAUCCUCAGGGAGAUCUUCAUCAAGACAGACAACUGUGUCUCGGGCAAGUACUUUGCCCACAUCAUCAAGGAGGUGAUGGCUGACCUGGAGGAGAGCAAGUACCAGAACGCCGAGCUGCGGCUGUCCAUCUACGGCCGCUCCCGGGACGAGUGGGACAAGCUGGCGCGCUGGGCGGUCAACCACCGCGUCCACUCCAACAACGUCCGCUGGCUGGUGCAGGUGCCACGGCUCUUCGACGUCUACCGGACCAAGAAGCAGUUGGCCAACUUCCAGGAGAUGCUGGAGAACAUCUUCAUGCCCCUCUACGAGGCCACCGUCCACCCUGCCCAGCACCCAGAGCUGCAUCUCUUCCUGGAGCAUGUGGAUGGCUUCGACAGCGUGGAUGAUGAGUCCAAACCAGAGCACCACAUCUUCAACCAGGACAGCCCUUUGCCAGGCAACUGGGUGGAGGAGGACAACCCUCCCUACUCCUACUACCUGUACUACAUGUAUGCCAACAUGACAGUCCUCAACCACCUCCGGCGGAAGAGAGGCUUCCACACCUUCGUGCUGCGCCCGCACUGCGGGGAGGCUGGCCCCAUCCACCACCUGGUCUCAGGCUUCAUGGUCUCGGAGAACAUCUCCCACGGCCUGCUGCUCCGCAAGGCCCCUGUCCUGCAGUACCUUUACUACCUGGCACAGAUUGGCAUCGCCAUGUCCCCGCUGAGCAACAACAGCCUCUUCCUCAGCUACCACCGCAACCCCCUGCCCGAGUACCUCUCCAGGGGCCUCAUGGUCUCCCUCUCCACCGAUGACCCCCUCCAGUUCCACUUCACCAAGGAGCCCCUGAUGGAGGAGUACAGCAUUGCCACCCAGGUGUGGAAGCUCAGCUCCUGCGACAUGUGCGAGCUGGCGCGGAACAGCGUCCUCAUGAGCGGCUUCUCCCACAAGGUGAAGAGCUACUGGCUGGGUCCCAACUACAUGAAGGAAGGCCCAGAGGGCAACGACAUCCGCCGGACCAACGUGCCCGACAUCCGCGUCAGCUACCGCUUCGAGACCCUGUGCCAGGAGCUGACCCUCAUCACCCAGGCGGUGCAGAGCGAGGAGCUGGAGACCAUCCAGGAGGAGGAUGUGCUGACCAUCACCUCCACCCUGGCCACCCACUGAGUGCCCUGCCUCAGGGAGCACAUCUCCCCCCC
Dryobates pubescens (Downy woodpecker) is the source of this 2514-nucleotide messenger RNA. It is a transcript of the gene AMPD2, whose product is annotated as adenosine monophosphate deaminase 2. Bases 17 to 2482 code for a protein of 821 amino acids. The transcript has 18 exons. Gene Ontology annotation, molecular function: AMP deaminase activity. Gene Ontology annotation, cellular component: cytosol. NCBI's taxonomy places the organism in Eukaryota, Metazoa, Chordata, Aves, Piciformes, Picidae. Gene Ontology annotation, biological process: AMP metabolic process; IMP salvage. The record is from RefSeq and is a predicted model, not a curated record.